AAGUAUGACAGACUUGUGGUGGAACCGAUCAAGUCACCUAAGCCCAAACCAGAUGUUAAUUCUUUAGUGUUUGGCGCGGAGUUCACAGAUCACAUGCUUAGUGUAGAGUGGACUGCCGUGAAUGGCUGGAGUGAGCCAAAAAUCACACCAUAUCAAAACCUGUCUCUUGCACCAUCAUGUUCAACAUUACACUAUGCACUGGAGGUAAGCUUCACUUACUUCUUUUCGACAAUACAUACUGGUUUUUGCAAUUAUGCUUUUUAGGUGGUAUACCGUGAAAUAUCCCAGUGAUUAGUGACUUGUUUUUUCUAAAGUAGAUGGUUAUAGUAUUAACAAGACGUGUACAAUGAACUAUUAUUAUAUAGAUACUGAUGAAAUACCAGGAUUUUUCCUUUUACUCAAAAAUCAUAUCUUCAUCGCGCACAGUGAAGAUACUAUUUUUAUCUUUCACAUGUGAGGAUAUUGCUGUUGCGAUGGUUACUAACAUGAUAACUAACAUAAUUUUGACUUUUUGGAACAGAAAAUAUAAACUUGUUGUAUUAUUGUCUUUAUUUCUCCUUUAUAACUUUAUAUCUGAGUUUCAUUACAUUUUUGUGACUGGCAUUUUGCGAUAGGUGACCACUUUAAUAUUGCACUAUUUUGCUGUUUCGAAAAUGAAUUAAAAAAGAGUUGUGUUUUAUGUAGGAAUUUCAUCAGUAUCUAUAAAAUAAACAGAACAUUCAUGGCCUCGUGGGGAUACGAAUUUUAUCUUGUCGUGCUGAAAGUAUCUCUCACAAGUGAGUGAAGCGAACCAGUGAGAGAUACUUUGAGCACUGUAAGUUAAAAUUCGUAUCCCCGUGCUGCCAUGUAAUAUCCUCUGUUUAUUUAACUGAAAAAGUUGAUCUUCUCAAUUUUAACUAGUAAUUGAAUACAGCUUUAAUUUUCUUUCUAGCAAUCCAAAAAGUGACUUUAGACUCCUUUAAAUUAUUUUGGGAUGAUUUUUAUACAUUCUUUGUUUUCAGUGUUUUGAAGGCAUGAAGGCAUACAGAGGAGAUGACAACAAGAUAAGAUUAUUCCGCCCCAUGGAAAACAUGAGAAGAUUAAAUAGAUCAGCUGACAGAGCCUGUUUACCUGUAUGUUACUUUGUUAAUGGCUUCCUUAAUAGUUUGUUGCAGUAAUGAUAAGAAUUAUUAAAUUAAUAAAAAUAGUGGCAGUCAAGAUGUUCAAAUCACCAUCAUACAUUGAUUAGUAAGGCCCUUAGGACACCUGUAGCUUUACUUUCCCUUUGUGAUCAAUAUUUAACAAUUAUUGGACUAGGUUGAACAAAAUAUCGUGAUUUGUCUCAGUCUGUGGCGAGCAGAUCAAUUAUUAUUUGCCUAAGCCGAAGGCUGAGGCAAAUAAUUAAUCUGCGAGACACUGACAAAUCGCGAUAUUUUGCGAUAACUGAGUUCAAUAAUUGUUUUAUUAUUCGAUCACCGAGUUUGUUUUUUUAAUGAAUAUUCUCGGGAAGCAAAGCGAUCAGCCAUUUUCACGCAAGAAUGAUCUCAAGAAGGAGAAAAGCACAGUUUUCUGUGCAGAAUUUUAUUUGCAGCCAAACACAGUUGGACGGCAUUGCGCAUGAGCAGACCAUUAUUUGUGGGUAGUUAUUUGCAGGUCAUGUGGUGGGCUCUCAGCCAAUGAAAAGAAAGAAAAGUUUGCAUCGAAUGAUAAUAUGUAUAAUGGCAUUCUUUCCUAAAUAUUUGUUCUAGUACAGUCAAACCCUGCUUUACGGACACACCUCGUUAUUAUAGACAGUUUGCUUUGUCCCUGGGGAAAGAAAACCUUUUUAUUUUCUCUAAAUUCAACCCACUUAGUACAGACACCUCAUUAAUACUUGCACUAAUGGUUGACCCCCUCAGUGUCCUUAUUAACCCUUUAAGUCCUAAAGGUGACUAACAUCAAUUUUCUCCUAACAAUAUCCAUACAUAGUCAAGAGAUAAGGUUAUGAGAAUUAAUAAAAUGAUCGCCAAAAAGAAAAUGCCUCGAUCUUUUGUUUUAUUCUCUCAACUAAUUCUUAAAGGAAAUGUAUAGAGAUCUGUUUGGAGAAUUUGUAUGUGGAUAUUGGGGCUUAAAGAGUUAAGAGGGUUUGACUAUACAGUAUUUAGAAACAGUGUGGUUUUAUUAGGGUAAUGCUUUUAAAGUAAAUGUCAAACAAUGUUUGAAGUGCCAGGAUUUGAUAUUAUAGAUGUAUUCAAUUUAAUUUAUUUUCUUAUGUAUUAGGAUGGCGUAUUUGUAUUUCUCUCAAGCAAAUAAUAUAUAUAUGAUAUCAUUGCUUUAAAAAUGGCAGGGUUUUGAUGGAGAAGAGUUUCUGAAAUGCUUAAGGCACCUUGUGCACAUUGAAAAAGAAUGGGUGCCUUAUUCCAACAAGUGUUCAUUGUACAUUAGGCCAACUCUUAUAGGAACACAGGUAAGUUUCAUUAAACGUUCUUCCUUUGGCUCUCACCUGUUAACCUGCUGAAGGUGGAUUCCCCCUAAAUUUUGGCGGUCAACCUAUUAUUAGCCAAUGAACAGCCUGUGCUACAGAUUGAACUAAAACUUUGGUUAUAAAGUUUGUCUGCGAAAUUGUGCUGAAAUCCUUGUGUUUGUUCUGUGUAUGAGGUUUGAGUAUGUGCUAUGAUUAGCCUGUUGAAAAAGCCAUUGUCAAUUUGCUAGUCAGGUUGAAGGGAAAUUUGAAACACAUUUCCUUCAAUUUGUUGCGUCUGUUGGUCGCCCAGAACAAGGAUAUCAGUGCUGCUUCAGAGAUGUUAUUUAACCAAGGUUAUGUGUAGAUUACAUCUGUGACACAGGCUACCUGAUGAACAAGUUGAUCUAUCCAAGUGUCAGCUUGAUCUUCCUCUCCAUUUUUGUAUUUUUUUUCUUUUUUCAUCUGGUUCAUGUACAUGUAAAAGAUAUAUGAGCAUAUCAUCACACCAAAGAAGACUAUUAUUUAUGACUGAGUUUCUCUAUCAAGAAGGGUUCCUCUACAGCAGUAGAACUAGAGGAGGGGCCUGGGAGAACCCCUCAUUUUUAGACCAAACCCAGGCAUGUAUGAUUAUUAUGGAUAUUUCCUGAUUGCUCGCUACUCCUCACCGCCCCACUUCUCCCUCCAACCUCAAGGUCAGGAUCUGUCAAAUUAAUGAAGUGUCCUUUUAUUAUAAUAAUUACUGUACAUUAUGUUUUUUUUUUCUAAUUUGUGCUUCCUUUUCAUUCAGCCCACACUUGGAGUGAACAAAUCUUCAUCUGCUCUCUUGUAUGUGAUUUUGUCACCUGUGGGACCAUAUUUUAAGACUGGCACAUUCAGCCCUGUUGCCCUCUUGGCAGAUCCAUCAUUCGUCAGAGCCUGGCCUGGUGGCUGUGGUGACUGCAAACUGGGAGGGUGAGGUGGACUGUAAAUUGCACUGCCCUGUGAAAAUUAAUAAAGAUAGUGCUUAAAUAUAACAUUAAUUAGCAAUGUAAAAAUUGUGGGUUUUUGGAGAAUACCCUUGCCCACCCCCUUGUAUUACAGCCAGACUUUUCACUUGAGAUCUGUAAUCUGGGCUACCCUGUGGGUAGAUAUAAGCAGCCCUGAUUUCAGCAUUAAUAAGAGGUUGUAAUAGGACGUUAUGUUUCAUGCCUAAGUAGUUGUGUUUUAAAUUGGAAAAAAGCUUAAAUUGUCACAAAUUUUGUGUUGGUAAGAGAAUUUCAUAUUGUCCAGUUCAGUGUAUAAUCAUACUUGUGAUUUAACAAAUAGGACUCCCGCUAAUGUGGUUGUCCGAUUAAAUUGUGAACCACUCAUAUGAUUAUGAUUAUAAGCAAUUAUUGGAGGAGGUUUUUGUGAUAUCCAGAAUAAUCAAAGUUGAGGUAGGGGUUAUCAGCUGAAAAUUCACUGUACGCUUUUGGCCAAUCAGAAAAGAGAUAGUGAGUUGCAUGUAUAAUAACAGACCAAACUGGACUUCACGUAGUCUUAAUACCAUUAUUAAUACCUAUCAUUUACUUUACCAAUGAACAGAAAUUAUGGUCCUACAAUCCUUGCCCAGCGACAUGCAGAAAUGCAGGGAUUACAACAGGUGCUAUGGCUGUUUGGUGAGGAACGGCAGGUG
This is a messenger RNA of Porites evermanni, 4076 nucleotides long. The record is from the annotation of a GenBank genome assembly. Lineage: Eukaryota; Metazoa; Cnidaria; Anthozoa; Scleractinia; Poritidae.